Messenger RNA from Bombyx mori (domestic silkworm), 413 nucleotides. RefSeq lists its product as uncharacterized. Lineage: Eukaryota; Metazoa; Arthropoda; Insecta; Lepidoptera; Bombycidae. The record is from RefSeq and is a predicted model, not a curated record. The transcript is spliced from 3 exons. Bases 61 to 375 code for a protein of 104 amino acids.
UCUCAUAGUCAAAGUUUGGUAAAUAAAUUUUCAUAGGCCUAGUUGAAGUGGCUGUUGAAAAUGUCGAACGCACCAGAUGAUGAAAAUGAACCCGAAAAAAUGGAAGAAGCAGGGGAAUUGGAAGCUGAUGUUGGCGCUAGAUUUGACCAACAACUCGCGAGUAUAGAUCCUCGUCUGAAAAUCGACAUGGAUCCGUUUGCGCAUCGAGACUUGCGACCGGAAAUGAUGUUUAUACGAGAGGAGUUACGUCAGGCGAAAAUGCAAACUUUGGCCGUUCGUCGGGCUGCAUUGAAGAAACUUCUCCUUAAAGAUUUUAUGGAAGAAGACUGUGAAUUGAGGAAUAUCGGUUUAGCCUACGCUCCACCUGAUCCUUGAAACAUAUGAAUUGUAUUAAAAUUUGAUAAUUGAAAAAA